UCUCUCUCUCUCUCUCUCUCAGGAUUAAUGAAAGGCGUCAGUUCUGCGGAACGCUAGCUUUUCGGCGCAUGCAAGUUUCUUCUUGUGGCUUUCAGUCAUCUUGAGGAGCUUCAGGAUGUAACUUUGCUCUGUGGUGGAGAUUAUGCUCUGUCACGAUGCAGCAGCUCGGCGGGAUCCGUGGCUCUUAUGUGUCCAAACCAGACUCCGUGAGCGCGCGCUUCAUGCCGAGUUCCCGGUGCUAAGUGAAAGCUCGGUAUUAAAGUGGACCCGCAGCCAGAGACAGGUAGAGCUGUCCACUUUCUGUCCAGCAUGAACAGAGUGUCAUGUGUAAGCGUUGUCAUGGUUAUCGGCCUGCUUUGGACGAACCUCUCCGACGGCCAGCUCACACUGGACCACAAGAAGGUUGCUCCUAGACCAGUGGUCGAGCCUCAGAUUUUGGACAGUGACUCUUCUGGAUCGUGGGGCUCUUGGGGUCCGUGGGGCGAAUGCUCUCGCUCCUGUGGUGGUGGGGUACAGGAGCGAAGCAGGCCAUGCUUACGCACGUACAGCCCUCCAGUCACAGUUUAUUCUUCCAGACAGGGUCCUCACACGGGGCGCCAGGAUCCGAGUAUGGUCAUAUCAGCAUUAAGGCCCUCUGUGCCUGUGCAUCAUGGCAAUAACAGGCCUCUUCCAGAUGCUCAGGGGUCACACCUUACCAGUCGUGGGGAGACAAGAAAGCAGCAGAGUGAAGCACGCCCUGGGAGGCGGCGAGGAGGCAGCACUCGGAUCAGCCCAGGGAUGUACGGUUACGGGAAGUUGCCAUAUGUGGUCUCCUCACAGAGAGAUUCUGGACAAACCAUGUACAGCCAGCGACAGCCUCGCUCACCAUCUGACUACAGAUACAACAGCUAUAGACAGCAGAAGUACAGAAAUACUCAGCAAAGUCCCCCUCAAAAUACCCAUCACAGUAUGAGCCAGCAGGCAUCCUGGGUUCCCCUCCACCAGCCCAGCUCGGGUCUCCAGUCUCAGGGGAAGCCGCACCCUCCUGGCACACUGACAUCAGGUUUUAGCCAAGCUUCAGCUCCUGGGAGACCUCAUAACCCGCAACCGCUUCCAGCCUCCUCCUGCUCUGGAGCUGCCAACCAGUACAGGAUGUGCAACGUGAAUCCUUGUCCCCCUGCCAGCAGGAAUAUCAGAGACAUCCAGUGUUCCUCCUAUAACAAUCACCCCUUCAUGGGCCGGCUCUAUGAAUGGGAACCUUUCAACGAAGUUCCUGGAGAUCAGCUCUGCGAGCUCAACUGCCGUGCGAUCGGAUACCGUUUCUACGUCCGCCAGUCGAAUCGAGUCAUUGACGGGACGCCGUGUGGACAGAACGAGUCGGCUAUCUGCGUGGCUGGGACGUGUCAGAGUCCAGGAUGUGAUGAGCUGUUGGGUUCAGGGAAGGUGCUGGAUAAAUGUGGUGUGUGUGGCGGGGACAACACGGCGUGUCGGCUGGUUUCUGGACUGUUCCAGCACAGCCUGUCCAAAGUGGGCUACCACAAGAUCGUAGAGAUCCCACAGGGAGCAACCAAAAUCAACAUCACUGAGAUGGUCAAGAGCCAAAACUACCUCGCUUUGCGGAGUCGCUCUGGACGUUCCAUCAUUAAUGGAAACUGGGCCAUCGACCGACCUGGAAAGUACGAAGGAGGAGGGACGAUGUUCACUUACAGACGGCCCAAUGAGAUCAGCAGCACUGCUGGAGAGUCCUUUCUAGCGGAAGGACCAACCAGUGAGAUCCUGGACGUCUACAUGAUCUACCAGCAGCCCAAUCCUAGAGUGCACUAUGAGUACAUCCUUCCUUCUGAAAACUCCGUCAGCACGCCCACUAACACAGAGGAGGGUAACACAGUGACUGGUGGGGCAGGAGAUGAUCAGUAUGGCAGAAGGCCAUCUCAGGAUGGACAUGAACGAACAGAUGGGCACAGGAACCCACCUCACAUACCUGAAAGCCAGGUACCGCCUCGCAGGCACAGAGAACACAACUGGAAACUCACGGGCACGACUGACUGCAGCGUCUCCUGUGGCAGAGGAGUCAGGCACACUGUGUUUGGCUGUGUCCAUCGAGUGACUCACGAGCUUGUGUCUGACAGUUAUUGUGACAGCGCUACUAAACCCAGCACACAGGAGGAGCCCUGCAACGUCCAGCCAUGUCCCGCAUUUUGGGAUAUUGGUGAGUGGUCGGAGUGCAGUAAGACGUGCGGCCUCGGCAUGCAGCAUCGACAGAUUCUGUGCCGACAGUUUUACAUCAACCGCACCCUCACCGUGCCCGCUAAACGCUGCGAACACCUGGAGCGGCCGGAGAGCAGCAGCACCUGUCAGCUGAAGAUCUGCAGCGAGUGGCAGAUUCGCUCUGAGUGGAGCUCUUGCUCCAUGCCCUGCGGUGUAGGCCAGAGAACACGUGAGGUGCGCUGCGUCAGUAAUGUGGGUGAUAUUGUAGAGGAUGAAGAGUGCAACAUGAAUCUUCGUCCCCGUGACAUAGAGAACUGUGACAUGGGGCCGUGUGCUAAGAGCUGGUUCUACACAGACUGGGGUGAGCAGUGCUCUGCAGAUUGUGGCUUUGGUGUGCGAAGCCGCAGUGUUGUGUGUCUCUCUAACCUGGUGAGCAGUGUGCCUCUGGAGGGCUGUGGUACAGAGCGCCCCCCUCAGGCUCAGCCGUGUAACACUGGGCCAUGUGAGAGCCGCACUGAGUGGUUCACUGGGCCCUGGGGUCAGUGCUCGGCGGAGUGUGGAACAGGCAGCCAGCAGAGGACAGUGGUGUGUAUGAUGAAGUCUGAUGACAGCUAUGCAGUGAUGCCACUGUACGAAUGCUCUUCUCUGGACAAACCACUCAGCCAACAGAGCUGCACUCUGAAGGCCUGUGGAGCCAAGUGGUACUACACCGACUGGAGUGCAUGUUCAAAGACGUGUGAGGGGGGAUUCCGUGUGCGAGAAGUGCGCUGUCUCUCUGACGAUAUGAUGCCGAGCGAGGGAUGUGAAGAACAACUGAAACCGGAGGACAAAGAGGAGUGCAACCUCGACCCCUGUGUUCCACAGAUCGAUGAAAAGUGUCGAGACAAAUAUUUCAACUGCAACGUGGUGGUCCAGGCCCGCCUGUGUGUGUAUGAUUACUAUAAGAAGGCGUGCUGUGCCUCGUGUGCGCGCGUGGCGCAGAGACAGUCGACACACAGGAGCUACAGAUAGGACGGCCCCGAUGGUGACGUCACUCAUGUCGAGUCCUUCACUGGCAGGCGCUAUAAGCAGACGCAGAGGAAGUCUGCAAGACGCUCUGCUUUACGGAGGAAGGAAACGCUCUACUUUAAGGAGGAAAGCAGAAAGGCAGUCCAGAACCUUGAAUGCACUUUGUACAUCCACUUGACUGAUCUGAAGAUUCAGAAAAAGAGCAUCUGUUAAUUUUCAACGAUUUAUUUAUACGUGUAAGAGGACAAUGAUUAUAACGUGCCAAAUACACUCAUCACAUGGUGCUUCAACAUUAACUCAAGCUGAAGAAUCGGACAGAUUCGUAUGGAAUUUUAUAGUGUAUAAUAUUUAAUGUAAAAAUCCUUUAUAGCUGAUGAUGUAGUUCAUUAACUAUGCAGCAAAAGGACAGGAGUGACUCCAGAGGAGUGACUCGAGUAUCUGUGAAUCUCACACAGUAUUUCACAACCAGAACUGGUUCUACACAUCCAGCAUAGACACUUCACACACUAAAGUUCAAAUCAACUCAAUUUUUUUUACCUAUAUGUGUUUCACAUCAGCCCAGGCUUAGAUUAUAAUGUUUAUACUGUUCUUAAUAAAGCAACUCCAUUCACAUUUGAGUAAGCAUUCUGAAGAAUGUCUCAAAAAAUGAGGUUCCCAAUUUUCUGCUUUGCUUUACAGAGAAGCAGAAGCUCCGUUUGUCUCUAGGACCUGCAUGAAGCUCUCCUGUCUAAGAAGGCAGUCAUGGAUAAAUGUGAUGAGGAAGGUGGAUGGGAAUUUAUUGUAGCAUGAAAAGAGAAAUUUGUUGUCAAUAUUCAUAGAAAUCUCAGUGGUGUCCUCAAUCUAAAAAAUAUUUCUCAAAACACAGGUUCAUACUGUGUUGAAGGAAGUUUGCUUUUUUGUAUUUAUUAUAGCACAGCACUGUUGAAUUCUGGAUUCUGAUUGGUCAGAAAGUGUUGAUUAAUUUUCUAUAACAGCAGCUCUGACACUAGUUCUGGCUGCAAAUCACAGACUUAUAUUAAUGUGCUUAUUCCAAUACGUUAUUAUUUCUAUAAUAAUUGUAUAAUUGUUGAUAUGGUGAAGUUUUCAGAAAGGAGACUUUAUUUAACAUUUUAUGGAAGGAGUCUCUAGAGUCAGCAUUUCAUAAGAGUCAAAGGUAAAGCUGUAACAUUGUCUUAUUAACUUCAAGAGAGAGAAAAAAAGAGGCUGGCGGGGGAGUGACCAUUUAUAGCUGCUAUAACGUAUUGAUAACGAACUAACGUUUCGCGGAUGUUUCAUAAAACAUAAUUAUUAAAGGAAUAAAAAAAAGUACAACAUGUCUUUCUGUAAUAAAUUUAAAAUGUAAUCAUCUGCAAAUUGCUGUGGUAUAAGAGGACAUUCUGUUAUAGGGUGGGAGCAGUAACUCCAUUCACAACAGUAGAUCAUGUAAGCUUCUCUUCUCAUAAAAGAUUUGUUCUUCCUGUUCUCUCAUUUUAGUCCAGCUGAACUGGAUCUACACACCCUGGACUCAAUUACAGUCUGUUUUAGGCAAUACAAUGAGUUCUACCAGUUUAUUUGGAAUGAUUUACACAGCUAUAAGAGGAAAAAAACAUAACAAUCAUUUAUAAUGAAAAACUAGCCCAGGCUAGUGAUUUAUUUCACCUUAUUAGAACAUUUAAUACCUUUUUUUAAAUGCAAAAUAUUAAAUGAAUUAACCAGUUUGUUGGAAGUUUGUGGAAAACAGCAUUCUGGAGCUCAGUAUGUAUUUGAUAUGUGUGUGUGAAUAUGUCUAGACUAACUUUCAGUACAAAAAUUUAUUUCAUAGCCAAGGAACAAUUUGUACCAUAACGUUUUGACUUGCAUUGUUUUGGGGAAAAAUGCAAAAAUAUAUUCAAAAAAGCUACACUGACAAGCAGAAGUUUCUGAACAUACUAUGUUUUAGCAUUUUUGUUUAAAUGACCUCAUUUUAAAUACUGCAAAAAUACUACAUUUUUAAAAUAUAUAUAUAUAACCAAGGAAUAUGUAUACGUGAAUCAAAUAUUUAUUAAUAAAUGUUUAGUGAAUUGAUAAAUGUUAGUUCAAAAUAACCUAAAUCUAAUCUCAUUGGAAAAGUCCAGGAUCUUUAUCACUCUAAUUAGGCACUUUAGGCUCACCACAUUUAGGUUUCACAGUUAAUACUAGCUCUCUAAAUGAGUUAUCUAUGGAUUUAAGUGCACAUGUCUUUAAUACAGCACUUAAACUGAGUUCUACACAGAUAUAGAUUUUCUUUUCUUCUUAACUGCAAUUCUGUAUUAUUUUGUAAAACUUUUGACUGGCUGAGUACAAUGGCUGAUAUUUCAUCUUAAACAUAAUUGCCAUUUUAAUCAGUUUAAAUCAAACAAUAUCCAGGAAUAUUUUUAUCUGAUUAUUAUAAAACGUUAAUGGUUCAUCAGUAACUAAUCCCUUAAAUGCAUACCUUUUCUCUCUAUGACCUGUGAGCUCAUUUCUCCCUGUAUCUCAUCCAUUUUUUUCAGUUAGAAUCCUGCUUUUCUAGAAUUCCUACAAUAUUCCUAUAUUGAAAUGCCAAAAUUGUUGAAAAUUAUUUGUGUAUGACAAAAUAGCAAAGUCUUUGGAAACAUCAAAGGCUCGCAAAAUAGCUGUACAAGUAGUUAUGAGCUCCAUUCUGUAAUUUGCAACACAAUCUGUGUUAGAGACGUGACAAAAUAUUAAAAUAAAAUCAAUUUUAUUUUAAUGCCAUUCUGUUGUCAGUAAAAUAAUAUGUUUAACAUUGGCAUGGAAGUUUGAACACCCAUCCAUCUUAGGGUAAAAGAAUAUCAGUAGAUCAUAAAUUAGUAAUAAUAAUAAUAAUAAUAAUAAUAAUAAUAAUAAUAAUGAUAUGUUAAUAAUUUAGUAUUGCAGCUAUAUGACGUAUUGGUUGCCAUUGUUUCUAAGCAUCAAGACAGACAUCAAUGCAGUGUAUAAAAUUUCUCACUAAUUUAUAUUCAUUUAUUUCCUGUUUUACUGUUUUGUUGUUGUUUUUUUUUACUUUUGUUUUACCUGUUUGUAUUUAUAUUCUAAAUUUACUCUAUGUUUAUAUUUUGUGUAUCAUGAAACUCAGACUCAUUUUAUCCAUUCAGAAAAAAAUGUUACUGUUUUACAGAACGGAUUAAAGACCCAGGUUUGUUUUGUUUUAUUAAAACAGCCUCUUGGCGUUAGAACUAGUUUCUUUUUUAACUAACACGUGACUAACACUUAAGACAGUUGUACUAAUUGAUGAUUUGCGAAUGAGCCGGUUCUUCUUAAAUGAUUCAGCUGAGUCAAUUCACCAGAAGUGAAUCUCAACAUACUGUUAACAGAGACACUUUCCAUAUGAUGUUUAAGCUUUGUGCGACUCAGCAUCUGAUGCCCAUUGUUUCCAUCAUCUUACAAAUUUGUUAGUUUUGUUUUGUUUGAUGUAGAUGUAAAGCUCAUUCAUCAUGUGUCAAAAAAAAAACUUCUGUAAAUCAGCUCACAUUUAUUCAGUUAUUGCGUUUUAAUAAUAUUUAUUUCUACUUUAAUUUUUACUUUGUUCUUUUUCAUGUUUCACUGAAUGUGUGUUGUUAUUGUUAUUAACAUGAUACUAAUGAUACUUUUAAUUUCAAUUGGGCUCCACUAUAAAAAGAGAAAAAUAAUACUAAUUAAAAUAUAUCCAUAUAUAAAGAUAUAGAACUUAGAUAGCUUGGCAAUAUAAU
Messenger RNA from Pangasianodon hypophthalmus (striped catfish), 6881 nucleotides. RefSeq names its product ADAMTS-like 7 (gene adamtsl7). Gene Ontology annotation, molecular function: metalloendopeptidase activity. The transcript is spliced from 18 exons. Gene Ontology annotation, biological process: extracellular matrix organization. Bases 310 to 3198 code for a protein of 962 amino acids. Gene Ontology annotation, cellular component: extracellular matrix. NCBI's taxonomy places the organism in Eukaryota, Metazoa, Chordata, Actinopteri, Siluriformes, Pangasiidae. The record is from RefSeq and is a predicted model, not a curated record.